UCAUCGCACCCGAAAUCCGAACAACUAAAAAAUGGCGACUUCAGCUGCAACACUUUCCUUCUUCUCAUCCUCCCUUUUCCUCUCUUCUCCCUCCGCAAAGCUCCCAACUUUCCUUUCCCUCUCCUCUUCUUCAAAAUCCAUCCUCUCAAUUUCUUCCCAGCUUUCCACUCUCCCCAUUUUAUCCUUCACCGGUGAGAAAGUCGGCGAAACCUAUCUCGAGCUCAAGUCUGCUCCACCCGAGACCGCUCGAGCUGUCGUUCACCGAGCAAUCACCACCGACCUUCAAAACAAGCGUCGCGGUACCGCCUCCACACUCACCCGCAGCGAAGUUAGUGGUGGUGGGAAAAAGCCUUAUCCCCAGAAGAAAACCGGAAGGGCACGUCGUGGGUCUAUGCGCACUCCGCUCCGUCCCGGCGGUGGUGUUAUCUUCGGACCGAAACCCAGAGACUGGUCGAUUAAAAUCAACAAAAAGGAGAAAAGAUUGGCGAUUUCGACGGCAUUAUCCAGUGCAGCUGAGAACACGAUAGUAGUGGAAGAUUUCGGGGAUAACUUCGAGAAGCCAAAGACGAAAGAUUUUAUCGAGGCGUUGAAGAGGUGGGGAUUGGACCCAAAGCAUAAAUCUAUGUUUUUGUUGAUGGAUGUGCCGGAAAAUGUGGAUAAAUCGAGUCGGAAUAUCGGGACUUUGAGAAUGUUGACUCCCAGGACACUUAAUCUGUUCGACAUUCUGAAUUGCGAUAAUCUGGUGCUGACUCCGGAUACGGUGGAGUAUCUGAAUGGAAGAUACGGAGAAGAGUAUGAAGGUGAAACUGAGGAUGAAGAAGAAGAAGAAGAAGAAGAAGAAGAAGAAGAAGAAGAAGAAGGCGCUGAAGAGGCAGAUGAGAAUGCGGAUGGAGCGCAAUGAACUGCUCUUUCCAUCGGUUAACCUACGAGCCAUGUCAUACAUGCUGAAGAAACUCAAGGCUUGGCCUAAAUCAAAGAUUGUUGUAGGCUAGUUUUGGUGAUUUAUUUAGUGCAUUAUUUUUGUAUCUUUGCCAUUUAGUUCAUUAAUGCUCUAAUAACA
Hibiscus syriacus is the source of this 1060-nucleotide messenger RNA. RefSeq names its product 50S ribosomal protein L4, chloroplastic-like. The record is from RefSeq and is a predicted model, not a curated record. Gene Ontology annotation, biological process: translation. NCBI's taxonomy places the organism in Eukaryota, Viridiplantae, Streptophyta, Magnoliopsida, Malvales, Malvaceae. The coding region runs from base 32 to 901 and encodes 289 amino acids. Gene Ontology annotation, cellular component: ribosome. The transcript has 2 exons. Gene Ontology annotation, molecular function: structural constituent of ribosome.